Messenger RNA from Betta splendens (Siamese fighting fish), 4547 nucleotides. It is a transcript of the gene sspn, whose product is annotated as sarcospan (Kras oncogene-associated gene). Bases 400 to 3636 code for a protein of 1078 amino acids. Gene Ontology annotation, cellular component: dystrophin-associated glycoprotein complex; sarcolemma. The record is from RefSeq and is a predicted model, not a curated record. The transcript is spliced from 4 exons. Lineage: Eukaryota; Metazoa; Chordata; Actinopteri; Anabantiformes; Osphronemidae.
GCAGAGCGUGAACCAACGGGCCUGGGGUCUGCGCGGCUCCGCUGCUUUCUCUGCCUGUGAAGUCUGCCAAACGCUGCUGCGCUUUCCGCCGCCCGUGCGCCUCAGCGCCCGCCUCCAGCGGCUGAGACUUACCAAACAGACAAAGGCUGAGGAAGACCUCUACAGUCAUGACGCUUUCCCCCCUACUGGCUGCACAACACUGCUCGUGAGGCCUGCUUUGCUCUGGUGCCACAUUGGCGGUUCACAAUGAGGGUGAAGAGAUGAGCCUGCAUCUAGCAGCCCUGACCCUGCAGUCCCUGCCACUGGAUAUUUACUGAUUCACAGAAUCCAGAAGACAAUGCCCCUGUCUCCCAGAUAACACUUCUGAGGACCGGGCUUUCACAGCGCGCAUUGUGCACCAUGGCAGGAGAGACUCAGCGAACGCAUGCUGUCAAAGAGCUGGACGCUGGGUCCAAACUGCAGGAUGAGGGAACGGCGCUGGAGCAGCAGAGUGACAAAACUACAAAGGAGUCUUCAGAACACUUUUCAAGCACAGGCACUGAGGCCAAGUCCACCAACAGAGGGGCGAAAGCUGAAAAACUAGAGAAGGAAAGGGAAUGUCCUCAGCAGCGUGAGGCUGUCAUACGUCCACAGCAGGCAGGGAAGAUCGACUUCAAAUCGCUGCAGAACAGAUCCAAAUUCGCCAGUGAAAGGACUUGGUCGAGUGGCAAAGGCAGCCCCCAGUCCCCGAGCGGAAAGGGACGCAGCCGAGACAAGGGGAAGCGGGUGGGAAAGACGGAGCGCGGCAACCCGCAGCAGCUGUACAGACUUAGCAUUACAAAUUCACGCUCCAACCCCACAAUCGGUAUUGCGUACCCGCAGCAGAAGGUUCCACCGCCCAAGACGCUGGACGCCGGCCGUGGCCCAGUGUCGGGCAGCUACAGAUUCCACGUUCCCAGUAUUCCGGAGCGGGAGGCGGAGCUCCAGCAAGAGGAGCUCAGCUACGGCCGCUGCUUCCAGGAGGCCUCCGCUAACAUUACCUCCCCAAGCUAUACCUCACAGGCACUGGGUUCCUCGAGUGGAGCAUCAUCGCACCCGCAUCCGCCCCUGCCACAGCAGCAGCAGCAGCAGCAGCAGCAGCAGCAGCAGCAGCAGCAGCAGCAGCAUCCCACUUCCAUGGAGAGCGGCGCACAGCCUGGCAGUCAGCUGAUUCUGACUGAUUUUCAGCUGAGCUCUAACGCAUGGCAGCCUGCUGAAAAGACUUUUAAUGGUGCUAAUUAUGGAGUGUCGUCGCAGAAAUCUACAGAAGCCAGUAAAACCUUUGUGCCUGGCCUUUUUCAGUACGGAUAUCAUUUUCUGGAAGAAUCCACCUCUGACUCUUUUCCUUGUGAACAGAAUGCUCCAUCCCAAGACAUUACAGACUCCAACCUAGGUUCUGUUCACGUGACCCACAACUCAUUUACCUUUGCACCGGGGGACGGCCAGAACAUUGUUCAGAACAGCACUCAGUUCAGUAAUGAGCAGCGGUCGGAGAACAGAACCUCUUAUGCUCAUCCCCCACAGUCGCAGUUUAUUGAAGGAGUCGCACCCUCCAUGCAGUAUCCCAGGAAUCUGAGCGAGGACUCAACCAGCAGUGACAGCUCCGGCUCCGUCUCACAACAGUCAGCUGAGGGGAAGGCUGCUCUGCCUGAGAGCACAGACCAUAAUGGACAGGUAGACAGUAGGGAUGCAGCCAUUACUUCAGGGAGUAAGAGAAGCUGUCACCCCAAAGACACAGACGGCAACCAAAGAACACUUAUACAGGGAAGCGUGCACCAUGCGAGAAACAUGUCACAAGGUGCCGGCUCCCAAAUGCACUUUUCCAACAAAACAUUUACCAGCCCUCUGGCAGGGAACAUCCACACAGGCCCGAUGUCCUUCGACAAAAACAUGACUAGCAAAGUUCUGAACCGAUUACCGCGCUCCUGGGAGGGACCCAAUAAGACUUAUUCACCAGCAAAUCAAAGCACAAUUCAGUACACUGACAUGAAUGACAGGUUUCAGUUUCAGAAUCAGUCAGGACUCGACCAAAGACCUAAUAUAUCUAAAAAUAGUAGAAUGCCCUGGCAACAGAUACGACCAAACCAAAUAGAGUUAUCUAGGCAGGCAAGCGGUCAGAAGCUAGCCUACAUGGUGGCCCCUUCAGAGUGGCAAGAUGACAGUAAGUCACUGAAACAUAUCUCACUGAAAAACCCCAGCUCCUUCCAGAACAACAGAACCGGUGAUGGGUUUGCAAACCAAAGGCAGGACAGCGUCAAACACAGCAAUAACACGGUGUCCACGUUCAAAGUAGAGAUGAGCCACGCGCAGGUGUGCGAGUCCAAAAGCAAGGCAGUGUUCUUCGGGUUGAACCAGUCUCUGUCGGCUGCCACGAGAAACUACAGCUAUCUACCAUCACAGGUGCCGCCCAUGGGGCUCAUGAUGGUGUCGCCUUACGAGUCCCCUUUGCCGUCCCCGGUUCACAAUGCUGCACCCAGCAGCACUUGCUCUUCGCUCUCCCCCGCAUCCACCAUCAGCUCUGAGGACAUCCAGGUGUCCAAAUCAGCCCCCCCCCACGCCUUUUAUCACCAGCCGCAAGCAAAGGCUCAGCUAGCGUCAGAUCACCUCGGCUCACGCGCUCACCAGUUCCAGGCGGAUGCUUCCAGAAACCUUCCCUAUGCACCAGACAAGGUCAAGGAUGAUAUGGCGGCGUACCUGCAGAACAACAAGACAGCCAUGGAGGGGAACAAAGGCUACAUGGACAGUUUUGGGGUGGAACACCACCAACCUCCGCCACCCUAUUCAUUACAUACACAUCAGCUGUUAGCCACCUCGUUAGCUACGGCAAAUCUUGACCAGUUAGACGUGCUUCUGACAUGCAAGCAGUGUGAUCAGAACUUCCAUAACGUGGCCUCUUUUCUAAGCCAUAAGCAAUACUGCACUCAACACACAUUUGCACAAAAUGACCUCAAAGACAUAUCAAAGAUGGAGGACACCAGAAAACUCCACGUGGAGCCAGCAAAAGUAGUGUCAUCAGCACCGAACGUUUCAAUGUCGCGGUGCCCAUCUGACCUUCACCUGUCUCUGCUGGGCCUUAAUAAAAAUGGAGAGCUUCUAUCUGACAGUGACACAAAAGGAGAUGCCAAGGACGAUCCCAUGAAGCUUAGCUUGUUCUCCAGUGCCGGUAUCCUCCUGUGUGUCGUUUCCGUCGUGGGCUUCGUCCUGUACUGUAUCACCUAUGUCCCCGAUGAGAGGACGUCGGUGCAGUUCAUUGUCAAGCUCCUCUACUUCGCCCUGUGCACCGUGGGCCUGGUCGUUUCGCUGCUGGCCAUGGCGUUCGCCGCGCACCACCACGCGCAGACCAGCGGCCUCACCUGCGAGCCGCUGGGAGGGGGCUGCGAGUGCACCCUGGAUCCGGACGACCCCAUCGCCCGCACCUUCGCCUACGAGCAGGUGGAGGACUGCGGGAGCAUCCCCGGCACGCUCCCCCUCUACUUCCUGGUCCAGAUCGUACUGAACCUGCUCCAGGCGCUGGUCUGCGCCGCCGGCGCCUUCGUCAUGUGGAAGCACCGGUACCAGGUCUUCUUCUCUGGGCUACAGGUCGGCUCGCCCUCCGCGCAGCAGUGGAGCAAGGUUUAACCCAACGGUGGUCGAAUAUCAGGAACACGUGCCAAAGUGUGUUGUGUUUGAUGUCACUUUAUAUUGAUUUCGCAGUAGUUGUACUAUUUUGGCCUUUUGCACAAAUUUUGUACUUCAUUUAAAAGAUUUUGUACUUCGCUUUGCAAAUGAUAUAAAAGGAACUUGGAGAAAAAAAGGAACUGGUCUAUUUUUGAUAAACACAAGAUGGUUGUUUUGAACAAUUAUACAUUCAAAGCCUAUGUAAUUAUCAUGAUAUAGGGCUCCUAUAUAAUUACCACAUUGGACAAAUUAUAAACACAACCCUGACACUAAACUGCUGUAACUGGAUCAAAUCAAAAUAUCCUUUGGUUACUGAGAUUGAGUGAGUGCGAUUAGUGAUGCUUAGCUUCAGAGAACACAGCAUCACUGUGUUACAUUGUUAAAUGUUACUGCCUCCAGAUUAAAUGGUCAACAUUGUCUAAACACAGAAGUUAAUACUUGUGAUCGAAUUGUUCAGCCAUACUGUUAAACUUCACACGUAGGUGGUACGAACAGAUCCCGACGGUGGUAGCGCACACUGGGCAGACUGGGCGGACUGGAGCCAGACUGAACUGGGCUGUGGCUGGAUGCCAGGCCAGUAGCCAGCAUGACUCAAACAGCCUGUAGGAGUCAAACUACCGCAGCCACAGAGGGAGGGGGGAUGGGGCGGGGUGAGGAAGGGGGGACUCAGACGGGCAGUACGACUGGAACGUCUGAAUCAUCAGCCGUGCUUUAGUUGUUUUAGUUGUAGACAUGUUGGGUCAUGAGAAGCUUUCAACCUGGAUCAAAUCAGGACAUGCUUAAUGUUUUACGUUCCUCAAGUUCAAGUGUUGAAAAGUGAAUUUGAAAAUGACCAGUGUUAUUUUUUAAUGAUAAAGAUGGUUGAUAGGUGA